CUCUCUCUCGGGGCUGUGGGGUUGAUUGUGGGGCGGGCUUUAUCGCCACGACAAAAUCUUCUCUCUCCUUCUCAUCCCACAUUCCCGCUUCUUCUUGAAUCUCACUCACUCUAGAGAGAGAAACAGAAAAAGGGGUCCAUAGAGAAAAGUGAGAUACAGUCAACAGAGAGAGAGAGAGAUGGGAGAGGAGGGAAAGAAAUUAGAUAGAGAGUGUGAGAGUGAGGCAUGUGGAGGAGAAGGUCCUGCAAUGGACACCCCAAACCGGAACCAGAUCACCACUCCAGUCUCCCAAUUCGAGGACUCCCCUGUAUUUAACUAUAUCAACAGUCUUUCUCCUAUCAAAACGGUUAAGUCUGUACGUAUUAGCCAGAUGUUCAACUCUUUCAGUUUUACAUCCGUUCCAUCGAUUUUCACUUCACCCCAUGUAAAUUCCCUCAAGGAAUCUAGAUUCUUAAGAAGGCAUAACUUCUCAGAUCCGUCAAAACCCGAGUUUUCUUCCGAGAAUGGGAACAAAAUUGGUGGCAAUGAAGGGGUUAUGGAUGUUCAUAAAUCUGAUGAACAGCAAAAUUUUGAUCCAGAUAGUUGCAUAGGUGAAGCUUCUGUUGAGCCAACUUAUGAAUGUUCAAAGAUUGCAAUUGAGGUCUCACAAACCCUAAGCUAUGAUCAUGGUAGCCCCGAUUGUGGUACAAUGCCUUGUCGUGGGAAUGAAACCAAAUGUGUGUCAGAAUUGGCUGGCACAUCAGGGUCGGUUGUUCCGUUUGUCUCCAAAACAGGUUUUUUAGGAAGUGGGGUGCAUUUAGAGGGGAUCAGAAAUAUUGAUCAAAAUAAUGAAGGGUUAGAAUGUGCUUGGGAGAGUUUGACUUCUGAUGCUGCUGAUUUAUUAGUAUUUGAUUCGCCCAGCGAUACAGAGGCUUUUGCGGGCCCUUUCCAGAAACUACAGGAUUCAAGAAUGAAUUUAUGUACUUCUCUUGUAUCUGAGUUCACGCAUGUUGAAAUUAAGAAUACACAAGCUCUUGGUUCAGUUGGGUUUGAACAAUGUGAAUCAGAAAAUCCUCCUUCUCAAGUUGGAGAAGAUAGCCAUCUGAAGGAAAUAGAAGCGACUGGAGAGCCAAGUGAGCAAAUUGAUAAUGAGCCUAUUUCCACUUUAAAUCGCGGUAUGAGAAGGCGCUGUCUGGUUUUUGAGAUGGUGGGAGCUCGCAGGAAGCAUUUAGACGAUAAUUCAAGUUCAAGCUCUUCCAUGUUAUCGCAAUCUGAUGUUAACAUUGAGUCCAAUGAUAAGCAACUUGUUCCUACAAAGCUGGGCCAUGAUUCUUCGCGAUGCAUUCUACCCGGAAUUGGUUUGCACUUAAAUGCUCUUGCAAGAACUUCAAAGGACUACAACAUUGUCAGUCACGAAACUUUGGCUUCUGGAGCGCAGUUUAUACAUGAUCCUGCUGGUCAAGAACCCAUAAAUAAAUAUUUGGCAAUGAUCUCUGUGGAAAGAAAUACGGGUCCUACAGAAAAUGGAGUUCCGGGUAUGGAAGAUGUUUCUCAGGCGUCUGGAUAUAUAGCUAGUGAAGAGUUUAGUCAGAGUAGUCCAAAAAAGAAGAGGCGUAGGCUGGAAAAUGCCGGAGAGAGCGAGGGCUGUAAGCGGUGUAACUGCAAGAAAUCAAAAUGCUUGAAACUUUAUUGCGAAUGCUUUGCCGCUGGUGUCUACUGUGUGGAGCCAUGUUCAUGUCAAGAUUGCUUCAACAAGCCUAUUCAUGAAGCUACUGUCCUUGGAACUCGCAAGCAGAUUGAAUCUCGCAAUCCGCUUGCGUUUGCUCCUAAAGUGAUUAAGAGCUCUGAUUCUGUACCAGAAAUUGGGGAUGAAUCAAGCAAGACUCCAGCUUCAGCAAGGCAUAAAAGAGGAUGCAACUGCAAGAAAUCUGGUUGCUUAAAGAAAUACUGUGAAUGCUAUCAGGGUGGUGUUGGCUGCUCCAUUAACUGCAGAUGUGAAGGGUGUAAAAAUGCAUUCGGUAGAAAGGAUGGAUCCACUUUAAUAGGAGCAGAUGCUGAAGUGGAAGAAGAAGAAGAAGAAACAGAAGCAUGCGAAAAAAGUGUGGUUGACAAAAGUUUACAGAAAAAUGUAAUCCAGAACAUUAUAGAGCGCAAUUCAGAUUCUACUCUUCCAGCAACGCCUUCACGAGCAUUGGUUCAGCAACCAUUUUCCAUUAAGAGCAAACCGCCACGAUCAUCUUUUCUCUCUAUCGGAUCCUCUUCUGGGUUUUGUGGUAACCAAAGGUAAGCUUUAUCGAAUUUUUUGCAACCUCAACACAAGUUUGAGAAGCAAAUCCAAGCUGUUCAGGAAGAUGAAAUGCCCGAGAUCCUCUCUCCUAUCAGUGGCGUAAAAUCUGCUUCUCCAAACAGUAAGAGAGUCUCUCCACCACACUGUGACUUUGGGGCGCCCCCUGGCCAGAGGAGCACCCGGAAGUUAAUAUUGCAGUCUAUUCCUUCAUUUCCUUCUCUCACCCCCAAGCAUUAGAAGUUUUAUGUUCUGGGUGAACUUGAAAUGAAAUUCUUUCUUCUUCGUUGUAGUUAUACGAGUUGUGUCGUUUAGUUGUAUGUCAUUUGAGCUUGUCUUAUGUGCUUGUAUAAUAAUAUUGUGGUUGAUGUUUUUGAUUUUUUUCAAUUAAGUCCCCAAAGUAUCAAA
Camellia sinensis is the source of this 2671-nucleotide messenger RNA. RefSeq names its product protein tesmin/TSO1-like CXC 2. Gene Ontology annotation, molecular function: DNA-binding transcription factor activity. The record is from RefSeq and is a predicted model, not a curated record. Lineage: Eukaryota; Viridiplantae; Streptophyta; Magnoliopsida; Ericales; Theaceae.